Daldinia childiae is the source of this 342-nucleotide messenger RNA. Its product is annotated as FK506-binding protein 1B. Gene Ontology annotation, molecular function: peptidyl-prolyl cis-trans isomerase activity. The record is from RefSeq and is a predicted model, not a curated record. The coding region runs from base 1 to 342 and encodes 113 amino acids. NCBI's taxonomy places the organism in Eukaryota, Fungi, Ascomycota, Sordariomycetes, Xylariales, Hypoxylaceae. The transcript is spliced from 6 exons.
AUGGGCGUCACAAAGACCGUCAUUGAGGAGGGCACCGGGGCUCAGCCUUCUCCCGGUCAGUCUGUUACUAUCGAAUACACUGGCUGGCUCAAGGAUACCUCCAAGCCAAAUAACAAGGGCACUCAAUUCGACUCUUCGGUUGGCCGGGGUGACUUCGUCACCAAGAUUGGCGUUGGCCAGGUUAUCAAGGGUUGGGAUGAGGGUGUUCCCCAGAUGAAGGUUGGCGAAAAAGCAACGCUCGAUAUCACUAGCGACUUUGGCUACGGAGCCAGGGGCUUCACCGGCCACAUCCCCCCCAAUGCUGACUUAAUCUUCGAUGUUCAUCUGAAGAAGAUCCAGUAA